Suncus etruscus (white-toothed pygmy shrew) is the source of this 5585-nucleotide messenger RNA. RefSeq names its product adhesion G protein-coupled receptor L1 (gene ADGRL1). The record is from RefSeq and is a predicted model, not a curated record. Gene Ontology annotation, molecular function: G protein-coupled receptor activity; carbohydrate binding; latrotoxin receptor activity. The coding region runs from base 185 to 4717 and encodes 1510 amino acids. Gene Ontology annotation, biological process: heterophilic cell-cell adhesion; adenylate cyclase-activating G protein-coupled receptor signaling pathway; cell surface receptor signaling pathway. NCBI's taxonomy places the organism in Eukaryota, Metazoa, Chordata, Mammalia, Eulipotyphla, Soricidae. The transcript has 23 exons. Gene Ontology annotation, cellular component: postsynaptic density; axon; presynaptic membrane.
CACCCGCGCCCCCCACGCCCCGGCCCCGGGAGAUGUGCCGGGCGGGGGGCCCGGGUCCGCGGAGCCGCAGGAGAGACGCGCACGGCCGACCCCGACAGGCUGGUGGGCCAGGCCGCGGCGCCCUCCUGGUGAUGAGGCGAGCAGCCCCCCGCAUCCGCCUCUGAGAGCCCCCCCGGCAGCCACCAUGGCCCGCCUGGCAGCUGCCACUUGGAGCCUGUGUGUCACGGCCGUGCUGGUCACCUCGGCCACCCAAGCGGGCCUGAGCCGGGCCGGGCUCCCUUUCGGGCUGAUGCGCCGGGAGCUGGCAUGCGAGGGGUACCCCAUCGAGCUGCGGUGCCCGGGCAGCGACGUCAUCAUGGUGGAGAACGCCAACUACGGACGCACGGAUGACAAGAUCUGUGACGCGGACCCCUUCCAGAUGGAGAACGUGCAGUGCUACCUUCCCGACGCCUUCAAGAUCAUGUCCCAGAGGUGCAACAACCGCACCCAGUGCGUGGUGGUCGCCGGCUCGGACGCCUUUCCCGAUCCCUGUCCCGGGACCUACAAGUACCUGGAGGUGCAGUACGACUGUGUCCCCUACAAAGUGGAGCAGAAAGUCUUCGUGUGCCCGGGGACCCUGCAGAAGGUGCUGGAGCCCACGUCCACGCACGAGUCGGAGCACCAGUCGGGCGCGUGGUGCAAAGACCCGCUGCAGGCCGGCGACCGCAUCUACGUGAUGCCCUGGGUGCCCUACCGCACCGACACGCUCACCGAGUACGCGUCGUGGGAGGACUACGUGGCCGCGCGCCACACCACCACGUACCGGCUGCCCAAACCGCGUGUGGACGGCACGGGCUUCGUGGUCUACGACGGCGCCGUGUUCUACAACAAGGAGCGCACCCGCAACAUCGUCAAGUACGACCUGCGCACCCGCAUCAAGAGCGGGGAGACGGUCAUCAACACGGCCAACUACCACGACACGUCGCCCUACCGCUGGGGCGGCAAGACGGACAUCGACCUGGCCGUGGACGAGAACGGGCUGUGGGUGCUCUACGCCACCGAGGGCAACAACGGGCGGCUGGUGGUGAGCCAGCUGAACCCCUACACGCUGCGCUUCGAGGGCACCUGGGAGACGGGCUACGACAAGCGCUCGGCCUCCAACGCCUUCAUGGUGUGCGGGGUCCUCUACGUGUUGCGCAGCGUCUACGUGGAUGACGACAGCGAGGCGGCCGGCAACCGCGUGGACUACGCCUUCAACACCAACGCCAACCGCGAGGAGCCCGUGGGCCUGGCCUUCCCCAACCCCUACCAGUUCGUGUCCUCCGUCGACUACAACCCCCGCGACAACCAGCUCUACGUGUGGAACAACUACUUCGUGGUGCGCUACGGCCUGGAGUUCGGGCCGCCCGACCCCAGCGCCGGCCCGGCCACGUCCCCACCGCUCAGCACGACCACCACGGCCCGACCCACGCCCCUCACCAGCACCGCCUCGCCGGCAGCCACCACCCCGCUCCGCCGGGCGCCGCUCACCACGCAUCCGGUGGGCGCCAUCAACCAGCUGGGACCUGAGCUGCCACCGGCCACCGCCCCGGUGCCCAGUACGCGGCGGCCCCCCGCCCCCAACCUCCACGUGUCCCCCGAGCUCUUCUGCGAACCGCGAGAGGUGCGGCGGGUGCAGUGGCCUGCCACUCAGCAGGGCAUGUUGGUGGAGCGGCCCUGUCCCAAGGGCACACGAGGGAUUGCCUCCUUCCAGUGUCUGCCGGCCUUGGGGCUCUGGAACCCUCGGGGCCCCGACCUCAGCAACUGCACCUCCCCCUGGGUCAACCAGGUGGCCCAGAAGAUCAAGAGCGGGGAGAACGCGGCCAACAUCGCCAGCGAGCUGGCCCGCCACACCCGGGGCUCCAUCUACGCUGGGGAUGUGUCGUCUUCCGUGAAGCUCAUGGAGCAGCUGCUGGACAUCCUGGAUGCGCAGCUGCAGGCCCUGCGCCCCAUCGAGCGCGAGUCGGCGGGCAAGAACUACAACAAGAUGCACAAGCGGGAGAGAACCUGCAAGGACUAUAUCAAGGCGGUGGUGGAGACAGUAGAUAACCUGCUGCGGCCCGAGGCGCUCGAGUCCUGGAAGGACAUGAACGCCACCGAGCAGGUGCACACAGCCACGAUGCUGCUGGAUGUGCUGGAGGAGGGCGCCUUCCUGCUGGCCGACAACGUGCGCGAACCAGCCCGCUUCCUGGCCGCCAAGCAGAACGUGGUCCUGGAGGUGACGGUGCUGAACACGGAGGGUCAGGUGCAAGAGCUGGUGUUCCCGCAGGAGUACCCGAGCGAGAACUCCAUCCAGCUCUCGGCCAACACCAUCAAGCAGAACAGCCGCAACGGGGUGGUCAAGGUUGUGUUUAUCCUCUACAACAACCUGGGCCUCUUUCUGUCCACGGAGAACGCCACGGUGAAGCUGGCGGGUGAAACGGGCACCAGCGGCUCCGGGGGCGCCUCCUUGGUGGUCAACUCACAAGUCAUUGCUGCCUCCAUCAACAAGGAGUCCAGCCGCGUCUUCCUCAUGGACCCCGUCAUCUUCACUGUGGCGCACCUGGAGGUGAAAAACCACUUCAAUGCUAACUGCUCCUUCUGGAACUACUCGGAGCGAUCCAUGCUAGGCUACUGGUCCACACAGGGCUGCCGCCUGGUGGAGUCCAAUAAGACGCACACCACGUGCGCCUGCAGCCACCUCACCAACUUCGCCGUGCUCAUGGCGCAUAGAGAGAUCUACCAGGGCCGCAUGAACGAGCUGCUGCUGUCCGUCAUCACGUGGGUGGGCAUCGUGAUCUCCCUGGUGUGCCUGGCCAUCUGCAUCUCCACCUUCUGCUUCCUGCGGGGGCUGCAGACCGACCGCAACACCAUCCACAAGAACCUUUGCAUCAACCUCUUCCUGGCCGAGCUGCUCUUCCUGGUGGGGAUUGACAAGACCCAGUACGAGAUCGCCUGCCCCAUCUUUGCGGGGCUGCUGCACUAUUUCUUCCUGGCCGCCUUCUCGUGGCUCUGCCUAGAGGGCGUGCACCUCUACCUGCUGCUGGUGGAGGUGUUCGAGAGCGAAUACUCACGCACCAAGUACUACUAUAUGGGCGGCUACUGCUUCCCCGCCCUGGUGGUGGGCAUCGCCGCGGCCAUCGACUACCGCAGCUACGGCACCGAGAAGGCCUGCUGGCUUCGAGUGGACAAUUAUUUCAUCUGGAGCUUCAUCGGGCCUGUUUCCUUCGUGAUCGUGGUAAACCUGGUGUUCCUCAUGGUCACACUGCACAAGAUGAUUCGGAGCUCCUCUGUGCUGAAGCCUGAUUCCAGCCGUCUGGACAACAUUAAGUCCUGGGCCCUGGGGGCCAUCACACUGCUCUUUCUGCUGGGUCUCACCUGGGCUUUCGGGCUGCUGUUUAUUAAUAAAGAGUCGGUGGUCAUGGCCUAUCUCUUCACCACCUUCAACGCCUUCCAGGGCGUCUUCAUCUUCGUCUUUCACUGCGCCCUGCAGAAGAAGGUCCACAAGGAGUACGGCAAGUGCCUGCGACACUCCUACUGCUGCAUCCGCGCGCCGCCAGGGGGCGCGCACGGCUCCCUCAAGACCUCAGCCAUGCGGAGCAACACGCGCUACUACACGGGCACCCAGGUACGGGUCCCCAGGGGCGCGUGGGGGCCCGGAGGGUCUGACGACAUCACCCCCUUGACGUGUGGGCCGCGUCCGCAGAGCCGAAUCCGAAGGAUGUGGAACGACACGGUGCGGAAACAGACGGAGUCGUCCUUCAUGGCUGGGGACAUCAACAGCACCCCCACCCUGAACCGAGGUACCAUGGGGAACCACCUGCUGACCAACCCGGUGCUGCCCCCGCGCGGGGGCACCAGCCCCUACAACACCCUCAUCGCUGAGUCGGUGGGCUUCAACCCCUCCUCGCCCCCCGUCUUCAACUCCCCAGGGAGCUACCGGGAACCCAAGCACCCUGUGGGCGGCCGGGAAGCCUGCGGGAUGGACACGUUGCCCCUGAACGGCAACUUCAACAACAGCUACUCCUUGCGGAGCGGGGACUUUCCCCCGGGGGACGGGGUCCCCGAGCCGCCGCGGGGUCGGAACCUGGCGGACGCGGCCGCUUUCGAGAAGAUGAUCAUCUCCGAGCUGGUGCACAAUAACCUGCGCGCGGCGGGCGGCGCCUCCAAGGUGCCCCCGCCACCGCCCGAGCCCCCUGGACCGCCCGUGCCCGGUGGCGGUGGCAGCAGCGGCGGAGGCGGCGGCGGCGGCGUGGAGGAGGAGGCCGGAGCACCGGGCGCCGAGCGCGCCGAGAUCGAACUGCUCUACAAGGCGCUGGAGGAGCCGCUGCUGCUGCCCCGGGCCCAGUCCGUGCUGUACCAGAGCGACCUGGACGAGUCGGAGAGCUGCACCGCCGAGGAGGUGACCAGCCGCCCGCUGUCCUCGCCGCCCGGCCGGGAGUCCCUGUACGCCAGCGGCGCCAACCUGCGGGACUCGCCCUCCUACCCGGACAGCAGCCCCGAGGGGCCCAGCGAGGCCCUGCCCCCGCCCCCGCCCGCGCCCCCGGGGCCCCCCGAAAUCUACUACACGUCGCGCCCACCCGCGCUCGUGGCCCGGAACCCGCUCCAGGGAUACUACCAGGUGCGGCGGCCCAGCCACGAGGGCUACCUGGCACCCCCCGGCCUCGAGGGGCCCGGGCCGGACGGGGACGGGCAGAUGCAGCUGGUCACCAGCCUCUGAGGGACCUCGAGGACCAGGGGCGGCCGGCCCCAGGCCUGGGAGGACCCCCGGGCUCUGGCGGAUGCAGGAGACGGACCGGACCGGGCGCCCGGGCACCGCGCACCCGCCGUGCACACGGGCCGGGCCCAGGCCGGGUGGGUGGGUGUGUGGGCGCCCCUCGGCCCCAGGUGCAGGAUUUAGACAGGGUUUACGACCACCAUUCACACCAGCUGUUGGGGAGGGGGUCGGGGUCGCCCCAGGCCCCCCCAGGGAGUGAAUGAGGAAGGAGACCAUGGAUGUGGGUCACCCCAACUCUCCCUGUGCACCCCGCUCCGGGAAAGCCAGGCAUGGGGCUCGGGGUGUCCCAGCGCAGGGUCUGUGCUUCUGGGCAGGAGGUCAGACAGGCUCUUCCCCAGCUCCCUGAAUACUUGGGGGGCUCCGGUGGGGACCCUCUGCCCGGUGAAGGCCCGCCCCUGGGGUCUUUAGGGUGGGCUGGAGGCUGGUUAUUCACAGGUGGAACUUUCUCGAAGCUCCUCCCCGCUGCUCUUCGUAGUCCUCCCCCUUCCAUGCACCCCUGUGACCCCUCCCUCCUUCCUCCCUCCCUCGGGGCGACCCCUGAUAAAGCACAAACCCCCACAGGCCCCCCUACGUGGGGGGCCAUAACUGGGCAGUGCCCAAUCUUGUGGGCUUGUUAUCCGGGGGGGUGCAGAUUUGGGUCCUGGGCUUGGAUCUCUGUCCCGGGUUUGGGGGGGCGGCUUUUAUCCCUCCUCCUUCCUCCCCACCCUCCUCUUCUCCCAUUGCUGUAAAUAUUUCAACGACAUGGAAAAGAAAAGAAAAAAAACACAAAAAGGACAAAAAAAAAAAAAGAAAAAGAAACAAAAACCAACAA